CGCCGGUUGUAAAAUUGAAUUUACAAUAAACCCCAAACGUACAUCACCCAAAUCUCUUCUUGUCUACGUAAUUAACUAAUUUAUUAGAGGACACCACCGUCAUUUGAAUCUCACACGCCAAAACCGACCCAAACAAGCCACUUCACCGGGCCGAGCCUCCUCCUUUUUCUGAUUUUCAAACAUAUUUCCAGAUCUGCAAAUUAAAAAAAAAAAAAGAAAACCCCUAAGUUUCUUCGAUCCCGUUGUUUUGAUUGGAAUCUAGAGGAUAAAUAUGGGCGAUUUUAACCUCGCUCUGGUGAUCGUAGCUAUUGUGGUGUGCAUUCUUGUUUUCAUCUUCAAUGUGUACCUUCUGGUCAAUUACCAGCACCCCGACGAUGCCAACCAGGCGUAUUUUCCCAAAUUUGUCGUCGUUUUGGGACUCAGUAUUGCCGUUAUUUCCAUUCUGAUGUUACCGGCUGAUGUAGCCAACCGGCAGGCGUGCAAGCAAGCAAUUUACAAUGGUGCGUGUAAUCUGACCCUGCCGAUGAAGAGUCUGUGGCUCGCUAUUUAUAUUGUGGAUGCCGUGCUCGUGUUCUUUGUUAUCCCCUUCGCCAUGUUUUACUACGAAGGCGACCAGGAUAAGAGUGUUGGGAAAAGGAUUAAGAGCGCGUUGUUAUGGGUGAUAACGACGGCUAUUGUUUGUGCUCUUUUGCUUGGGAUUUUGUAUGGCCUGGUUGGGAAGGUGGACUUCACUGUUAGACACCUGUCUUCGACCACAACAAAUUUUCCAAGUACUUGGGAUUUCUCUAGUGGUCAACAAUGUAUUGGAAGUGGUGCAUCUCAGUGUGCAGCAUAUACUGCACCGCCUUCAUCAGAAAAAACGUGGACGAUGCGAACUACCUUUCCAGAAUAUGUUGUUGCUCUUGCUACAAUUGUUGGGUCUGUCCUCUUUGCGAUCUUUGGUGGUGUUGGCAUUGCUUGUUUGCCACUAGGACUUAUCUUUUCAUUCAUCCGACGUCCUAAGGCUGUUAUCACCCGCUCUCAGUAUAUCAAGGAAGCAACUGAGCUGGGUAAGAAAGCUAGGGAACUGAAGAAAGCUGCUAGUGAGCUUCAUCAGGAAGAAAGAAGUGGUUCUAAGGGUAGAAAAUGGAGGAAAAAUGUUAAGGCUGUAGAGAAGGAGUUGCUUCAGCUUGAAGAAGAUGUGAAGCUAUUAGAAGAGAUGUAUCCACAAGGAGAAAAGGCCGAGACUUCCUGGGCCUUGACUGUUCUUGGUUACUUGGCAAAACUUGUGCUGGGAAUCAUAGGGUUGAUUGUUUCAGUGGCUUGGAUUGCUCAUAUUGUCAUAUAUCUAUUGAUAAACCCACCUCUGAAUCCUUUCCUAAAUGAGGUUUUCAUCAAACUGGAUGACAUAUGGGGACUUCUUGGUACUGCAGCUUUUGCAUUUUUCUGUUUCUACCUUCUACUUGCUGUGAUCGCGGGAGCAAUGAUGCUGGGUCUGAGAUUAGUUUUCAUUACGAUUCAUCCCAUGAAGUGGGGAGCCACACUAAUGAACUCUUUUCUUUUCAAUGUGGGUCUCAUUCUCCUCUGCUCUAUAAGUGUUAUUCAAUUCUGUUCGACUGCAUUUGGAUACUAUGCUCAAGCAACCGCUGCUCAGGAAAUAUUUGGCCACACGUUGCAGUCUCUUCGAGGAAUUAGAUAUUUAUACAAAUAUAACGUGUUCCAAAUUGGUUUUAUUGUGCUAGCUGGUUUGACCUUCAUCUAUUAUGCUGCCUUUGGAUGGAAAAGAAGAAAACCCAGCGGCAGGUUCCAAUUAUCCAGUUAAGGUAUGUUUUGUGCAGAAGAGCAUGCACCCAUGGGGAGAUAAGUCUAAUGAUCUCAUUGCACUGUCCAGCUAGUUUUGUUUUGUGUUCAAUGAUUUAGUGGGGUAGGCAUGUGUCAUCUGAACAAUUUGGCUUGCUGCAGUCGAGGCCAAUGUUGUUUCCGCUGGUCUCUCUCCUUUUUGUAUGUAUUAUUCUUUGUUUGGUUUGUCAUACAUUUUUGGUUUGUUCAUAUAUUUUAUAUACCCUCAGCAGAUUCAGAAGCCAGAGCCUGUAGAAUUCAAUGUAAUAUAAUGAGUAUAAAUUUAUGAUAAACCUAUUUUCUCUGCAAUACGAUCCUCGUGCUGGAAAGUUGUAUUA
Molecule: messenger RNA, 2156 nt
Organism: Mangifera indica (mango)
Lineage: Eukaryota; Viridiplantae; Streptophyta; Magnoliopsida; Sapindales; Anacardiaceae
Product: LIMR family protein At5g01460-like
Exons: 14
Coding region: 272-1801 (509 amino acids)
Source: RefSeq, a predicted model, not a curated record